AUGGGGCAAGGCUUCUCGCUGGCCACGCCCUCGGCGGGCUCUGCCGGCAUCGACAUUCCGCAGCUGCAGGACAUUCAAUACGAACGGAGCAUAGGCGAUGCGCGGUUUAUGAAGAGCAUCCGGGCCCGCGAUGAGAAUGCCGUCGUCCUCGUCAAGAUGCUCGUCAAGCCGUUCACUGACGUCAAGCUAGACGAGUACAAGAGGCAAAUCAUAGAACAGCGAAAAGCGCUGGCUGCUAUCCCCAACGCCCUCGGCUUCCAGCGCGUCAUCGAGACGGAGACCAACGGCUACCUCGUCCGCCAGUUCAUGUACAGCUCCCUCUACGACCGAAUCAGCAACCGGCCGUUCCUCGAGGACAUUGAAAAAAAAUGGCUCGCUUUUCAGCUGCUCUGCGCGUUGCGCGACUGCCAUGCGCGCGACAUAUACCAUGGCGACAUCAAGGCCCAAAACGUGCUCGUGACCUCGUGGAACUGGCUCUACCUGACCGACUUUUCGUCCGCCUUCAAGCCCGUGAUGCUACCUGACGACAACCCCGGCGACUUCUCGUACUUUUUCGACACCUCGGGCCGACGGACCUGCUAUAUUGCCCCCGAGCGAUUCUACGCCGCUGGAGCCGCCCCGCCCGAGACGGCCAAGAUGACGUGGGCAAUGGACAUCUUCAGCGCGGGCUGCGUCAUUGCGCAAAUGUUUCUGGAAUCGGAGAUUUUCAGUCUGGCUCAGCUCUACAAGUACAGAAGAGGGGAAUACGAUCCCGUCAUCACCCAUCUCAGCGUCAUCUCCGACAAGGACGUACGCGAAAUGAUUGCCAACAUGAUACACCUGGACCCUGAGAAGCGCUACUCGGCAGACCAGUGCCUGGAUUUCUGGAAAGGCAAAGUCUUUCCCCACUACUUCUACAAUUUUCUGCAUCAGUACAUGGAGCUUGUCACAGACCCCUCGUCAGGCAACAGCCCAAUGUCCGGGGCAGAAAAAAAUGAAGGCGAAUCUGACUACCGCAUUGAUCGCGUCUACUAUGACUUUGACAAGAUUUCCUACUUCCUCGGCUAUCAAUCUGAUAAGAGACCACAGAACAAUGAGCCUCAACCCCAGUCUAAGCUCGGGUUGUCACAUUUUCCAGUGCAGCUGAGCAUACCGAAUAACGAGCAUGCAGUCUCCGCCGAUCUGGAACCGCCAGAAGACGAUGGAACUCUGAUAUUUCUGACACUGGUGGUCUCUGCCAUGAGAACAACAGCAAGGGCUUCAUCGAGAAUACGAGCCUGCGACAUUCUUCUGGCAUUUGCUGAGAGAUUGACGGAUGAAGCCAAGUUGGACCGCGUCUUGCCUUAUUUGAUGACACUUCUCAAAAAGGAUGAGACGGAUCUGGUGGUAGUCUCCGUCAUCCGCACUAUUACACAGCUUUUGCAAUUGGUACACAUGGUCACACCAAUCAACUCGCACGUAAUUGGAGACUAUGUGCUUCCGCGCAUGGAAGUAGCGCUCGGCUCAAAGACUCACGCCGCAAGUCCCCUUGUGCGCGCUACCUUUGCAUCAUGCCUGGGCAGCCUUGCCUCCAGCGCUCAGCGAUAUCUCGAGCUAGCCUCUAGCAUACGGCCGGAUGGCUCCAUGUCCAUUGCAGAUCCCGAAAUCGAGCCCGGUGUAGAAGCAGAUACCAAUUUUGAAAGCAUAUUUGACAAUGCUGGAAGGCAACUCUUUGAGAAGAUCGAGGGUUUCACGAAACAGCUCGUCGAGGACCCCGAUGUAUACGUGCGACGAGCUUUCCUGUCCUCAGUCCCCGAGCUGUGCAUGUUCUUCAAAGAGCAGUCGAAUGAUGUAUUACUGGCGCAUCUAAAUACCUAUCUUAAUGAUCGAGACUGGACCUUGAAAUGCGCCUUCUUCGAUACGGUCGUUGGCAUCGCUGCUUUUAUCGGAAGCGUGAGUCUGGAAGAAUUUAUGUUGCCCCUGAUGCUUCAAGCACUGGCCGACCCCGAAGAAUUUGUUGUGCAAGCUGCCAUUCAUUCCUUGGCGCAACUUGCUGGCCUCGGGCUGCUGUCGAAAGCGAAGCUCUGGGAGUUGCUGGACCUGAUCGGGCGCUUCACAAUGCACCCUAACAUAUGGAUCCGGGAGUCUGCCGCCGAGUUCAUCUCCAUGUCAGCGAGCUUUCUCGAGCCUGCCGACGUGCGCUGCUUCUUGCUGCCAUUGAUCAAACCAUACUUGAAGAUUGCUCAUCUUCCCGACUACAAUGAACUGAGCAUUCUUGACGCUCUGCAAACGCCGCUGACACGGCCUGUGUUUGACCAGGCAAUAACAUGGGCUACUCAGACUGACCGCGGACUGUUUUGGAAGUCCUUGCAGCAUGUUCGCUCUUUGACCUUUGGGUCUUCGUCCACCUUGACCGUAAGAUCCAAGGAUUUGAUUUCGAGCCAGCUCAGCAAGCCUGACCGCAAUGACGAAGACGAUCAGUGGCUAGAGAAGCUACGAAACUUGGGAUUGAAGCCAGAAGAUGACAUCAAAUUGCUGGCUUUGCGGGAAUUCAUCUGGAAGCUUAGCACCAUGCGAGGUCGGGAUUCAUCUCCAGCAGAGCCCAAUAUAUCUAUGGGAUUGAUCUCGUUGAAGGACCUAGGCGUCACCCCACAAACAGUCUUUUUCAAUGACACGCCACUAAUGGAUCCUUCCCUCGCUCCGGAUUUGGAGCCCCCGUCUGCGCAAUACACUAUUGCGGAUGCGCUGUUGGACGCCUCCAUGACCAUUGAUGACUCUCUCACGAAGAAAAGAAGGACGACAAAUGUGCAUAAGAAUAGAGUUCAAAGUGUCGGCCCUCGAAGUGGUCGUAUUCUGUCACCUGAUGGAAGUGGCCGGGCCAGCUCCCACCACUCCCGCGUGCCAUCGACAGGCUCUCGAGAUGACGCGUCUGUUAGUGAAGGAUCCUAUGCACUGAGACGUGCAAUGCGCCACCAAUCCAGUGCACUUAGCCUCCUUGACCGCAAAGACGGGGGUAAAUCGAUUCCCGAAACUGGUACCAGCGAUGCCAAUGCCUUCGGCGAGAUGGAGGGCCCAUUCACACAAAUGGCUCUCACACCACCACCGGCUGCAGGGAAGAACGCAGUGCAGCCGGCAAAGCAACCGAAACACAGUUAUGCAGGCAAUGACCCAAGCAUCCAGUUUAUGCUUGACAGCAUGUAUGUCGACAACUUCCCUCGGGAUGUUCUUGAGUUUGGUCCAAUGGUCGAGCCCAUCUCUAGAAGAAAGAAUAGAGCCCUUCGCACGCAGACAACCGAAGAGCGCUGGAAACCGCAAGGACACCUAGUGGCCACCUUUGGAGAACAUAGAGGCGCCAUCAAUCGCAUUGCCGUCUCCCCGGAUGACAUGUUCUUCGUGACUGGUGGCGAUGAUGGAACUGUCAAGGUUUGGGACACGGCCCGAUUGGAGCGCAACAUUACGCAUCGAUCAAGGCAGACACACAAGCAUUCUGAUGGGGCACGCGUGAUUGGACUGUGCUUUAUUGAGAACUCGCACUGCUUUGUUAGCUGUGCUAGUGACGGCGACGUCCAUGUUGUCAAGGUGGACACCGUCUUGACAAGUGGUGUCAUUAGAUAUGGCAAGCUCAGGGUUUUGCGUGACUAUCGUCUACCCGAAGGAGAAUAUGCUGUCUGGUGUGAGCACUUCAGACAGGAGACCAACUCUGUUCUUAUUUUGGCGACGAAUAAGUCGAGAAUUAUCGGUAUUGAUUUGCGAAGCAUGACGCUGCUCUACGUGUUGGAAAAUCCAGUUCACCACGGCGCACCGACGUGCUUCUGUGUUGAUAGGAGACGACACUGGCUAUGCGUCGGUACAUCGAAUGGUAUCAUAGACCUCUGGGACUUGCGGUUCAAGACGCGACUGAGGGCCAUGGGUGUUCCCGGAAAGAGUGCGAUAUACCGUAUCUGCAUACAUCCGGCAAGAGGUCGUGGAAAGUGGGUAUGCAUCUCUGGCGGUGCUGAACAUGGUGAAAUUACGACAUGGGAUCUUGAGAAGACAACUUGUCGUGAGAUUUACAGAACUGGGGCGGUCAAGGAUGGUGCGAAAGGAUAUACAGCGUGGGACGUGGACAAGGAAAAGCCCGAAGGGCUUCUCUCGCGCUUUGCCAUGAAUCUUGAUCUAGCUGAUUCUGCCAAUACCGAUCGUGGGGUCCGCGCCAUUGCCGCGGGCAUUUCCACUGGAGAGGAUUCGCGCGAUAUUCGUCACGCUUUCAUCGUGAGUGGCGGCUCAGACAGGAAGAUGCGCUUCUGGGACAUUUCGCGCGCCGAGAACUCGAGCAUCUUCAGCGGGCUACAGCCUGACGAGGCACAGCCGACGUACUCAGCCACGCACCCGACGACAUCGAUGACGCUCAAUACGGAGCGCUUUGCAAAACAGAACAACACGGUGGCGACAGGUGCGGGUGCGGGUGCGGGUGCGGGUGCGGGUGCCAGCGGCCGGUCAAAGACGACGGUCAACGGCCGGCCGGCGAGAUCUACAGUGAUUUCGCUGCAGCAGCAGCAGCUCUUGCAGUCGCACUUGGACUCCAUUCAGGAUGUGGCGUUGCUCGAGUACCCGUAUACGAUGAGCGUAUCUGUGGAUAGAUCGGGAAUGGUUCUUGUGUUUCACUAG
This is a messenger RNA of Cordyceps militaris CM01, 4605 nucleotides long. Its product is annotated as Armadillo-type fold domain containing protein. The record is from RefSeq and is a predicted model, not a curated record. Gene Ontology annotation, molecular function: protein serine/threonine kinase activity; ATP binding; protein binding. Gene Ontology annotation, biological process: late endosome to vacuole transport; macroautophagy; autophagy of peroxisome. Gene Ontology annotation, cellular component: nucleus-vacuole junction; late endosome; phosphatidylinositol 3-kinase complex, class III, type I. Bases 1 to 4605 code for a protein of 1534 amino acids. NCBI's taxonomy places the organism in Eukaryota, Fungi, Ascomycota, Sordariomycetes, Hypocreales, Cordycipitaceae. The transcript has 2 exons.